This is a messenger RNA of Aspergillus pseudoviridinutans, 1521 nucleotides long. Its product is annotated as MFS transporter. NCBI's taxonomy places the organism in Eukaryota, Fungi, Ascomycota, Eurotiomycetes, Eurotiales, Aspergillaceae. The record is from RefSeq and is a predicted model, not a curated record. The coding region runs from base 1 to 1521 and encodes 506 amino acids. Gene Ontology annotation, molecular function: transmembrane transporter activity. The transcript is spliced from 2 exons. Gene Ontology annotation, biological process: transmembrane transport.
AUGUCUCAACCAGCCGAAUCCAAGGCCGCAGCAGACCCUGAGGUCCAGCAAACCCAUAACUUUGAUGGGCAAGGCACCCAGGAAGACCCCUUCAUAGUCGAAUUCCAAAAAGAUGACCCAGGGAAUCCUAUGAACUGGUCUCAAUUCAGGAAAUGGUUCAUUACCGCCAUUGUGACCUUCUCUGUCUUUGCCAUCACCUUUACAUCUUCCGCAUACUCUGCUUCCGCAAAUGAGCUCAUUCCAGACUUCGACAUCAGCACAGAAGUGUUUACAGUUGGUCUGUCCCUCUUUGUUCUUGGAUCUGAACUAUACGGAAGACAAGCUCUCUGGAUCGUCUCCCACGUUGCCAUGGUGGGCUUCAUUGGAGGUUCCGCUGGAAGUCGAAACGUCGCCACCCUCCUGGUGUUGCGAUUCUUCAGCGGCACCUUUGGAGGCUCACCGUUAGUCAACUCGGGCGGUGCCAUUGCAGAUCUCUUCCCCCCGGCUCAGAGAGGCCUCGCGAUGACACUGUACUGUGUCGCGCCGUUCCUCGGUCCCAUCCUUGGUCCUAUCGUUGGCGGGUUCGUCUCUGAAAACGUUGGAUGGAGAUGGGUCCAGGGGGUGUGCUGCAUCUUUAUCGGCGUGAUUGGUAUCAUCGGCGUCAUCUUUGUGCCUGAAACUUAUGGGCCGGUAUUACUGAUCAGGAGGGCAAACCAGCUCUCCAAAGCCCACGGUAAGGUUUACAUCAGCGUCCUCGAAAAGAACCAAGGCAAGAAGAAGCCGUCGGAGGUCUUCCAGCGAGCGCUCAUUCGGCCUUGGGUUCUGCUCUUCCGCGAGCCCAUCGUGCUGGUUGCCUCGCUCUACAUGGCCAUUAUCUACGGCACGGUCUACAUGUUCAUGAGCGCCAUGCCCAUCGUGUAUAACGAACAACGCGGCUGGAGCGAGGGCAUCGGCGGGCUCGCCUUCAUGGGUAUCGCCGUUGGCAUUAUCAUCGGAUUACUCUACGCCAUCCACGACAACAACAACCGUUACACAAAGCUCUUGUUGUCCAAAUCAGCAACUGCCGAAUCUCGACUCCCACCCGCCAUCGUCGGCGCUGUGGCCCUACCAGUCGGCAUGUUCGCCUUCGCCUGGACCAAUUACCCCCACAUCCACUGGUCCGUCAGCAUGGUCCUCUCUGCACCCUUCGGCUUCGGCUGCGUCCUUGUCAUCCUGCCGAUCGUCAACUACCUGAUUGACGCGUACACCAUCUACGCGGCGUCUGUUCUUGCAGCUGCCGCUAUUUUCCGCUCGAUCGUCGGGGCUGUGUUUCCCUUGUUUACUACCCAGAUGUAUGACAAKCUUGGGAUUCACUGGGCGAGCUCACUACCGGCCUUUUUGACGUUGGCUUGCAUGCCGUUCCCGUUCGUCAUGUAUCGCUACGGUGGGGCGCUGCGGAUGAAAUGCAAGUAUGCGUUCGAGGCUGCGGAGAUGAUGAGGCGGAUGCAGAUGCAGCAGGCACCUGCGCCAGUCAAGGAGGAGGAAGAUUCCCCUUCGGAGUGA